UCUUCGAUGAUAGACGCGCCUCUGUUUCGGCUUUUUGUGUGUGUUGUUCCCGCGAAAGGGAAGUGAACGAAAGAUCAUUGGUGUGAUCAAAGAUGAAAUCGAAAAAGCGGCCCAGGGAGAAUACUCCCGUUGUGGACGCCCAGACGGAAGCAGCCGAUCGAGAACAGUUCUUGAAGGCAUUUGAAAAACCAACACAGAUUUAUCGCUAUCUAAGAACCAGACAUCAAAUUUCUCCAAUUAUUCUGCAUAGAACAUUGACUUACAUGAAAGAAAGAAGAUCAGUAGGCAAUUCUAAGAGAAAAAGCUUUGAUGUAAACUCCAUACUGAAGACAAUCACAGAUGAUAAACAGAAAACUUCCACUAAAACAGAGAAAACAAAGUCCUUAAAUUUAAGAAUUGCUGGGUACUUUUGUGAGGAUGAGAGUAAUGACACGGUGGAUGUAGAAGUAUCCCUCCUCCAGGUGUGUGAGAAGCGGCGGGGUGGAUCAGUGACCUCGGUGACGAAGACCUCCUUAAAGACCCUCCAGGUUCCUGUCAACCCCAGCAGAGAAGAGAGUCCAGAACCAUUCACCAUCUCCCAUGAAUGCUUCAACAACAAUCACAUCUUACCCGUCAAACCUCUCAUACUGUGUCUCAGUGUCAACACCUCACCAAAACAUGGUAUGGUCAACGGGCAGUGCAAUGGAAACAUAGACUCAACUGAUGAAGAACUACCAAAUAAAAAGAGAAGAAAUGGUCAGUUUGCUCCAGAUGGUAUUGAAAAGCCAGUUUUUAGCACAGAGGUGGUCAUCUUGGAUAGAAACAAGAAAUGUCAUCUAGUCAAUGGGGACUAUGAGUUUGUUUUACAUGAACAGGGGGCAGACUUUAAGAAUGCAUCCUGGGAAACAGUCAUGAAUGGCAAGCAUGUUCAGGCUUUUGAGGUGUUUAACUUUCAUCCCACACUCAAGUGCUCUAUAGACUGGACCAUUAAUGGUAAACCAGACAGCUCAAUCAACUCAGGGGCUUCAGAUACUCAUACACAGUACAUAAUGGACAACAGACUCGCACAAGUUCCCCUCAACUCAGGGACCAUCUCAAAAGAGGAGGAACAAAGCACUCCAAAGAAAAGGCAGCGUGUAUUUUACCAGUUUCUCUACAACAACAGUACUCGCCACCAGAACGAGGCUCGGGAUGACCUUCGUUGUCCUUGGUGUGCACUCAACUGCAUCCAUUUAUAUGGACUUCUCAAACAUCUCAGACUCUGUCAUGCUCGAUUUAAUUUUAUUUCUGUGCCACAUCAUAAGGGUGUGAGGAUAGAUGUUACAAUUAAUGAGCGCUAUGAUGGAUCGUAUGCAGGGAAUCCCCAAAAUCUCUACAGCAAUGUUGAUAUUGGUUACGCAUUUAGACGCAAUGGACCUGUACGGAGAACCCCUGUCACACAAGUGCUCGUAUAUAGACCAAAGAGACCUGCACAGUCAUUGACUGAGUUCAUGGAACCUGAAAAUGACAUACAGAUCAACAGACAGUUCAUGCAGGGUCACAACAGGCUGUAUUACCACACUAUGACAUCAGAGGUCAUUCGACCACAGGAAAUAGAUGUAGACAGUGAGGAAGAAACCGACCCAAUUUGGCUCCGACAGAAAACCGUCAAUAUGAUUGAUGAAUUUACUGAUGUUAAUGAGGGUGAGAAGGAGUUGAUGAAGUUGUGGAAUCUUCAUGUCAUGAAAUACAAUUUCAUUUCGGACUGUCAGAUCCCAGAGGCAUGUUACUCGUUUGUACGGGAACAUGGAGUGGAACUAAUCAAGAAAAAUCUCAACAAAAACUUUCUGGUCCACAUGGUCAACAUGUUUGACUUCAGCUUGAUUCGUCCAGAUGUAGUUCACAAGACAAUGAGACUUCUGGAUGAAGUAGAUGAUUACAUCCAUAGAUCCUGAGAAUAAGAAAGAUAUACAUGUAUAUAAUUUAUAACAGUUGAGAUCUGUAUUUAUUAACUAGAUCUGUAUUUAUGUUGAAAUCCAUCUCUCUAAUGGAUUUUUAAGAUUAAUUUUUAGAAAGCGGUGACAUUAGAUACGAAAAAAAUAUUUCCGUCCACCUCAAAUUAAUCUUAAAGUCAUCUGUUUUAAGGGCAUCCGUGAUUAUCAAUGGUUCCAGUAAAAAUUACAGGAAAUUGAAUGAUAUUACACUAAUCUGUUUUAAACAAAUCAAGGAUAUGUGUGACAACAAAAAAAAUCUAGAAUCAAAUAUAUAAUGUAGUACUUAUUUAGAUAUGUAUGCCAUCCUUCAUAUCAAAUUCAAGUGGAACUUCAUGAAAUAUAUCUUGUGAACAUUCCAUCCUAACAUGUAUUUUCAGUGUGUACACUUAUAGACCUUUAUACAUAGGCAACUUAAUUUAUUAUUCGAGGAAUUGGAAAACAAUAUUUUAUGAACAAUAUCAGAGGAGGAGUAGUGAUAACUAAAUAUUAUUAUACUAUCAUGUUUUUGAUUUAUCAAAUAUUUCUGAUUGUGCUUACAUUGCAAUUACAGUUUUUAAAGUACAUGUAUUAUACUAACGAAGUCAUAACUAAGUCAUGUUAUUUUCCAAAUUUCCUAUAAUAUAUAUAAAAAUUUAUUGAUAAAUGAUGUGUAUUUGUUAAUUUAUAGAAUGAAUAUGAAGAAACAUUUUUGUGCUGUGUUUCUUUUAUGUACAUGUGUAGGUGUUUAAAAUUUGUAAAGGUUAUGUUGUGAAAUGAAUUCACAUUUACCAUCUACUCAGGGUUAUUUUCCUCUUCCCUAUGCAUCAAAUCAGGAAAAAUAAUCAGGGAUCCCAAAUAAACAGGUCAGUUCUGUAAAGCUCACUUACUCCAAAUGUACCAUCUUCAAAGCAGGUACUGGGCAUUGAGUAAAUAAUAACGAAUAUAUUUACCAGUUGUAUUUUAACUCAAAAUUUCAAAAAUAUUGAAAUGAAUUAAAUGUGCAUUUCAUAUGUUGUACAUGUAUAUGUAUGUAACUUCAGAUAUUGAAGAACUAAUAUAAUUUCAAUUAAAUAUUACAAUUGUAUUAUAGACAGUUGUAAAUUAAGUUGUAGAGUCAUUCAACUCAUACGCUGCCCUAAAGGGUAAGGACCAGACAAGAACUAAGAUGUAUUAAAAGUACAUACAUGUACCAAUAUGUUGGGCAAACUCAUUCUUAAUUUUGUAAUUUAUUAAAAGAAAAGAAAAGAAAAAAAAACAUGUAUUUAUAGCAUAUACAUUAUUGAAAGAGUCUGUAGUACAACACCUGCAUGUAUUUUUAAGAACUACAUUGUACAUUCCAAACUAUCUGUAUUUGAAGCAUUGAGUCUUAGGUUUGAAUCAGUCUAUUUCAAAGGAUGGAUUGAUCUAGGGGCAAUAAGUUUCAGAAAUAAAGUUAUGAUGGGGUUCACACAUUUCUGCUGAUGUGAUUUUAUUUCAAGAAAGUUGUGAAGCUUAAAUGUCCUUUUUGCUAUUGGCAGUUGAACUUGUUAUUUUUAAGGUAUUGAAAUUAGAACAACAAUUUUGGUUGGAACUACAGAUCUGGCUUAAUGUGCCUUCUUAAUUUAUUGUUACCUGUUUGGGGGGGGGGGGGUUCAAGAAAGAGACUUUCUGAGGUACUGUUUAAGAUUUGAAGAUUCAGUGUUGUAUGCACAAUUUUAUGAAGUACAAUGACAUAUAACUAGUGUUGUCAGUGAUAUAUAUAGACUUAAUUAUGUUAUCAAUUCCCUGUGAUGUUGAAACCUGUUAUCGUGUAUAGAGGCCAUUGUUGAAUCAACUUAACAUUAUCAUGAUUAUACAUGAUAAAUCAGAUUUAAAAUCUAUCAUUUAUUACAAUCUCCCUCAUGAUUUUUUAACACUUGAAAUUUUAUGCUUAUAAAAUGAUUAAUUGUUAUUCGUAUUGCAAUUAGUUGUCAGAAAUAAAGUGUGCAUGUCUCUGAAAUACGAAAAAUAUCUAUUUUUUCUGUGAAUUGUGUUACAUGUAUUAUAUGGAUUUGUGCAGCAAGCAUGUAUUUUGUGAAAAUAAAUAAAAUUGUCAUCUGAACAA
Saccostrea cuccullata (small rock oyster) is the source of this 4014-nucleotide messenger RNA. Its product is annotated as polycomb protein suz12-like. Gene Ontology annotation, cellular component: ESC/E(Z) complex; nucleus; RSC-type complex. The coding region runs from base 93 to 1913 and encodes 606 amino acids. Gene Ontology annotation, molecular function: chromatin DNA binding. The record is from RefSeq and is a predicted model, not a curated record. Lineage: Eukaryota; Metazoa; Mollusca; Bivalvia; Ostreida; Ostreidae. The transcript has 13 exons.